CUUUGUGAGGAUUGGAGAAAAAACUGUCAACGACAAAGUGGCGUCUUUUGACAUGGCGUUUUAGUGCGACAAAAAAUUUUUUCUUGUUGCCUUCGUCAAUGCGAUCAUAUUUAUCUAAACUAUUGUUAAUCUACUAAACAAUUAUGGCUAUGUCAACAGCUCACAGAUAACAUGAAGGUUGUUGUCAAAAAGAUAUAAUGGAAUUUGAGAAUGCACACAACACGCCCUAAAAGAAAAAUAUUAUAUUUGAAAAAGUUUAAUAUCCGGUAUCAAGAAAACUUAGAAGUUGAUACUGUGGAUUAUCAAUAUAGUGAUGAGUUGAUGGCAACAACCAAUUUUACCCAAUGCGGUAAUCCGAUUUAUGGUAAUUGAAAUCCUACGUUUCAAAAUAUGCAACACUAUUGACCCUUCAGCAGUUCAACUCGUCUAUCCCUGGUCACCAUAACGAUAAAUAAAGAUCUGAUUGUCAAUUGUUCAUUAGUAUGGUCAUUAUCAGCCAAAGAAGAUUUAACUGAUAUUCUGUUUUGAAAAGAACCAUCUGGUUGAAACCAUCGUAUUAAAACAACGGCAGGGGGGGAGUAGAAGUUGCAAAACUGAACCUUCAACUCUAUCUUUAUCAAGAAUACACUGGCUCUUAUUUUGUUUUCAUAUAGUUUCUAUCUUUAUUCAAUGACUUUGAUGGCAAACAGACAAAGGUUUGUGUCUACUAGUAGAUGAUAUAUUCUUGUUUAUACGUCAAAAUGUUAGAAAGCAGUGUCAGUUCAAGAAAACGAAGAAAGGGACAAGAUGUUGAUUGUGUGCACACUAAUUUGUCUGAUAAACAUUUAAGACGUUACAUCCUCGAGUUGGCUAAAGAACCGAUCAUAUUUUUGGACCAAAUAACCUCCUGGAAAUGCCUAAAUUGGACGCCUAAAAGUUUAGCGAAAGAUUUGUUUGAUGUACGAACAAGAUUUCGAUUAUGUCCGCGUAUUACCUCUGAGAAGUAUCGCUUUCCAGCUAAGCAAGCUGUGAUGGAAACCGAAUGCGAUUACGUCGUUGCCACCAUAAGCGAAUUUUACCAAUGGUUAUCUUUAGAUCAUGAGAAAUUGCCGAAUAAUAAUCCUUUUGCGCAGUUUCUUCAAAAAGAUUACACAUGCUAUGCAGAUUACAAAUACAUGAAAGAAUUAUUUGUCAAAUGUCCUGAAAAGCACCAUGAAGUUGAUUGGUCAUAUCUUGGUUUUCCUGAAAGAAACGGUGAACAUUCAGCCUUGUGGUUUGGCACUGCCGAGUCGUUUACACCAUGCCAUUAUGACAGUUAUGGAUGUAAUCUGGUUGCACAAAUCUAUGGCAGGAAAAGGUGGUUAUUGUUUCCACCUGAACAGGGAGAGUUCCUCUAUCCCACUCGCAUACCAUAUGAAGAGUCAAGCGUGUUCAGUCAAGUCAAUGUUAAAAAUCCUGAUACAACAAAAUAUCCCAAAUUUCAACAUGCUAGGGCGCACGAGGUAAUUCUCGAACCUGGUAAUGUACUUUUUAUUCCAAAACAUUGGUGGCAUUAUGUUGAAAAUUUGGAAACCUCGAUUAGUAUCAACACCUGGAUGGAAAUAGAUUCAGACGACUACGAUCGUGUUGAGGAAUCAGUAACAAGAGCGAUUAUAUGUUCUUUAAGAUCAAAAGACAACAAAACAUGCAGGGACAAACUUUGGGCUACUCCAUCUAUGAGAGAGGAAGAUUUGUCAUUUGAAGAGAGCCUAAGGUUGUGUCGAAAAGCUGUGGUGGCCUAUUACAACCGAAAUACAAAGCGAGGCAAUGAAGUAGAAGAAACGAGGACGAAGGAACUCAGUGUUGAAGAUUUCAUGAAUGCAGUUGUUUCACCAGACGUUGUGAGAAUUAUUACCGAGAAAAUUUUUGAUCUAACAAAGUCUCCUUAAAACCUAAAAAUAGUGCCCACUUGCUUGUUUUAACGAGUUGCUUUACAGUAGAAUGCAUCGCAAGAAAAUGUCGUUCAACACGGGAUGAUUUCUGCCUUUCAAUGUAUACAUGCACGCUAAGCAACGCAUAUAGCGACAUUCUCAAUCAACCUGUUGAUAAAUAUAUGUAUGAGAAAACGCCAUUUGUGCGACAAUGCCAAUUGCUUCAGGUGUCUUCUUUGGGCGAUGUGACAAAAUGGCGUCGAAGUUUUCUUGCAUAAACAGUAAAUGGCCUUUCCAGGUACGCAAACCUUAUGGGCGGCGGUUGGUUGAUGCGUAUUGUAUGAACUUUUAUUUAUACCUAUGCAUUUUUUUCUCCAAUUCAUUCUCGAGCUCAUCACGAAGACUUUUCAAAUUGUCCUAGAAAGUGAAAAAGAAAAAUGGUGACGCUGUUUUUUACUGAUAUUUACGUAGUUUAUGUUUUAUGACGUCAAAAACACCUUAAAAUGUCAUUAAACACUCUUAUUCAUUUAUUAAAUAUGAGGUACAAGAGGAUACAAACUAA
Xenia sp. Carnegie-2017 is the source of this 2451-nucleotide messenger RNA. Its product is annotated as HSPB1-associated protein 1-like. Gene Ontology annotation, molecular function: 2-oxoglutarate-dependent dioxygenase activity. Lineage: Eukaryota; Metazoa; Cnidaria; Anthozoa; Malacalcyonacea; Xeniidae. The transcript is spliced from 6 exons. The coding region runs from base 714 to 1907 and encodes 397 amino acids. The record is from RefSeq and is a predicted model, not a curated record.